AUGGAAACAUGGGUCCACGCGGCCGAUCCUGACCACCCUAUGAGAGAGUUCUUGCGCGUCUUGAAGCCCGGUAGCGUUGUCACACAUGUCGAGUAUGAACAGGACAUGGAGAAUAAUCUAGUCGGACGUAAAACCACGGGUCGACAAUUUCCCUUGGGCAAUAUUGACGAAAAGCUUCAAAAUGCGGGCUUCCAGCACCUGGAAUACCAAGAUCUCUCGGAAAAGGUUGCUCUAAUGAUGCGCCUCUUCUUCUCCCUGGCCUAUACCCCCUACCUCAUCAUACAUCUGCUCUUGGAGGCAUAUUUCGUCAAUGCGAUGGCUGGCGUUGAGCUCUGGCGUCACAGCAACGAUAUUCGGCUCUUGAUGGUCAAGGCGAGGAAGCUUGCCGUCGAGCAUUCGAGCGGAUAUAGGUUCAGAAAAACAGCAAAAGAGACAGAGGCAAGUUGA
Molecule: messenger RNA, 447 nt
Organism: Exophiala aquamarina CBS 119918
Lineage: Eukaryota; Fungi; Ascomycota; Eurotiomycetes; Chaetothyriales; Herpotrichiellaceae
Exons: 2
Coding region: 1-447 (148 amino acids)
Source: RefSeq, a predicted model, not a curated record